Messenger RNA from Microtus ochrogaster (prairie vole), 5003 nucleotides. RefSeq names its product ATP-binding cassette sub-family A member 3-like. Gene Ontology annotation, molecular function: ABC-type transporter activity; lipid carrier activity; ATP binding. The transcript has 29 exons. Gene Ontology annotation, biological process: lipid transport; transmembrane transport. Gene Ontology annotation, cellular component: intracellular membrane-bounded organelle; membrane. Lineage: Eukaryota; Metazoa; Chordata; Mammalia; Rodentia; Cricetidae. The coding region runs from base 1 to 4878 and encodes 1625 amino acids. The record is from RefSeq and is a predicted model, not a curated record.
AUGAAUCAGUUGAUAGUCAAACAAUUAACAGUUCUCCUCUGGAAAAAUUUUACAUUAAAGAAGAGGCAGAUGAUUAGUUCAGUAACAGAAAUUAUGGCAGCUUUGUUGUUUGUAAUGAUGCUGUUGAUAUUCCGUGCAUUUACGAAUAUAACCAUUGCUGGACCGUAUCAUUUCAAACCUCAACCCAUUGUUACCAUGCCUGCUUUCAUCAAAGAUGCCAAGGAAUGGGAAUUGGUUUACAUACCUUCUGACAUUGAUGUGGUAACAGAAAUCAUUGAGAAUAUAAAGAAGAAUCUCAACACCACUAUAAAAGUUCGAGGCUUUCCUUCAGAAGCUGAGUUUGAGGAGUAUAUUCUGUUUGAUUAUACAUCUGAGAAAGUGCUGGCUGCUAUUGUUUUUGACUGUGGCUUCAAAAACAAAAAUGAUCCUCUGCCACUUCAGGUAAAAUAUCAUUUGCGUUUUAUUGGUACGCAGAGGACCAUCUGGUGGCCAGAAAAGCUAGGCUGGAAGAUAUCAUUUCUUUUUCCUAAUCAUCCUCCUAUACAACCCAGGAAUCCAAAUUUUAUUGAUGGAGGAAGUCCUGGGUAUAUCACGGAAGGAUUCUUGGCAGUACAGUAUGCCUUGGAUGCGAGCAUUAUGUUGUAUCAUGAAAACAGUGCUGGGAAAAAGCUAUUUGAUGAAAUUAAUGUUCUCAUACAGAGAUUUCCAUACCCAGCUCAUCCUUAUGAUAAAUUACUUUGGAUCUCCAGUCCUUUCUUUCCCUUGAUGUUCAUACUUACGUUCUCUUCCAUCGUACUUUCCAUCAUACGAUCCAUUGUGUUUGAAAAGGAAAAAAGAUUGAAGGAAUACCAGCUCAUAAUUGGGCUUAAAAAUUGGAUCAUCUGGGCUGGCUAUUUCUUCACGUUCUUCCCUUUAUAUGUCAUCAUCAUACUUUUGAUAUGUGCAUUACUCUUUAUUGCAAAGGAGCCAGUCUUGCGAUACAGUGACUCUAGUUUCAUCUUUGUCUUUCUUACAUGUUAUGCCAUCGCGUCUAUAUGCUUUGCCUUUAUGGUUAGCACUCUCUUCGAUAAAACUCAUGUAGCUGCUUCUGCUGGAAACCUCCUGUUUUUUGCCAGUUUCUUUCCCUAUAACUUCAUCUCUGAAAACUAUGGAAUGUUGGACCUUAGUACCAAGGUGACUGCCUGUCUGAGCGCAAAUGUUGCAUUGGCACUGGGGAUUAAUCUUUUAAUCAAAUUGGAAAUAAAAGAGAUUGGUGUUAAAUGGCGUAACCUUUGGACACCAGCCAGUCUUGAGGAUAACCUCCUCUUUAGCUAUAUGUUUGGAAUGCUUUUGCUUGAUGCUUUGUUAUACAGCCUUGUUACCUGGUAUGUAGAAACUGUGUUUCCUGGGCAGUAUGGUGUGCCUCAACCAUGGUACUUUUUCCUUAUGCGCUCAUACUGGUUUGGCAAACCAAAAAUUAGAAAGACUGCAGAAGAGACGAAGUGCUUACCCACAAAACAUAACUGCUUUGAGGCUGAACCUACCAACCUGGUGGCAGGUAUACAGAUCAAAUGUUUGCACAAGGAAUUUAAAAACAAACCUGCAGUAAACAACCUGUCACUGAAUGUGUAUGAGGGGCAGGUCACUGUUCUUCUGGGACACAAUGGGGCAGGAAAGUCCACAACCUUGUCUGUUCUCACAGGUUUGUAUUGGUCUCCAUUCCGGGCAAAAGGAGAGGCCUAUAUUAAUGGAUAUAAUAUUUCGGAUAACAUGAUUGAAAUUCGAAAAGACUUGAGCUUCUGCCCUCAACAUGACCUGUUGUUUGAUGACUUGACACUAUCAGAACACCUUUUUUUCUAUUGGACGGUCAGAGGAAAAGCUAAGGACGUAUACUGUAGGGAUAUUGAGCAUAUGCUGUCUGUGUUUAACCUGAAAGAUAAUUAUCACUCAUUAUCUGGCUCAGUGAGUGAAGGAGUGAGACGCAAGCUCUCCAUCAUUAUAGCGCUUUUAGGGAGCUCCAAGGUAGUGAUACUUGAUGAACCAUCAUCUGGCAUGGACCCAAUGUCAAGAAGGGCCACCUGGGAUUUCCUUCAGCAUCAUAAACGCCAUCGGACCAUUUUAUUAACCACCCACUACAUGGAUGAAGCUGACAUCCUGGGUGACCGCAUUGCUAUCAUGGUCAGGGGGACCUUGCACUGCUGUGGUUCUUCAGUCUUCCUGAAACAAAUAUAUGGCGCUGGAUAUCGCAUAGUCAUGGAGAAGGAACCAUAUUGUGAUGUUUACAAUGUCUUUGCAAUGAUUCAGCAUUAUGUUCCAGACGCUGUGUUGGAUAAUGAUUUAGGAAGUGAGUUAUCAUUUAUCCUACCCAAAAAGUAUGUAUCAAGAUUUGAAGCUUUGUUUACUGAGUUGGAAAAGAAACAGGAAGCACUGGGAAUUGCCGACUUUGGAGCUUCAAUCACUACAAUGGAAGAGGUUUUCCUUAAGGUCAAUAAGAUGGCAGCUCCCCAAAGGAAUAUUCAGGAUAUCAAACCCUAUUACUUGACUUAUGAAAAGAUGAGACAAGAUAAGCAGCAGAAUGUGAAUAUACCCAGAAAUUAUAACAGUCAAAGUUUUCCCUAUUUGAGAGAAAUUAAUACAAUUAAAUUUAACACUGGGUUUCUGCUUUACCGCCAGCAGUUUUGUUCCAUGUUUAUAAAAAGAGCACUCUUCAUGUGGCGCAACUGGAAGCUGAUGUUACUACAGAUCAUAGUAAUUAUGGUUGUCACUACAUAUCUCUUAUUAUCUCUGCACUUAGAUGAUAAUGAUUUACCUGAAAGGGAAUUGGAUUUGAGUCACUAUGGUAGAACCAUUGUUCCUUACUCAAUUUCAGGGGAUUCUGAUUUGGCUCUGAAUCUCAAAAAGAACCUUAAGAUUUUUCUACAGUCAAAGAAUCAAAACUUAAGAAAAAUAAGAGGUGAUAUAAAUGAUUACAUAUUGGGAAGUAAAGAGUGUCGUAACUUCUGCAUUAUUGCACUUUCUAUUAAAGUUGAGAAAAACAAAACAGUGCUCACUGUUUUUUUUAAUAAUGAGGCAUACCAUUCAUCUGCAAUAUCCCUGGCAGCAUUAGACAACAUUCUUUUUAUGACCCUUUCUGGACCUAAUGCUUCCAUCACUGUCUUCAAUAAGCCUCAGCCUCACCCUUAUAAUGGUCCUAACAGAGUGCCUGUAAGUGGAUUACAAAUAGUACAGUGUUUGGCUUUUGGCAUUUCUGUGGUGGUGGGGACCUUUAGUCUCCAGACAGUGACUGAAAGGAUCAGUCAAGCCAAGGACAUCCAGUUCCUGAGUGGUGUGUGUGUGCUCACGUACUGGCUCUCUGCCUUGUUGUGUGACCUCAUCUUCUUCUCCAUCCCCUCCUGUUUACUACUGGGUGUAUUCAGAGUCUGCCAAGUGGAUGCAUUUGUUGUGAGUUACAACUUUGUGGACAUAAUGCUGAUUUUUAUGCUGUAUGGCUGGUGUGUGGUUCCUCUCACGUAUCUUGGAAGCUUCCUGUUCCAGAGCAGCACCACUUCCUACAUCAAGCUCACACUGUUUAACUACUUCUCAACUAUUUUCAGUAUCGUCAUUUCUACUCUACUGAAAUUUUAUGAUACUCAGAAUAAUGUGUAUGGCUUUGGAGAGCACGGCAUUGGGAAGUUUCUGGUCAUGCUGGCUGCCAUGGGUUUAGUUUUUCUCCUCUUGCUUUUGUGCCUGGAGGCUGUUUCCUGGAACCUGAAGAACUUGGUCUUUCGUAACAUUCUUUUUUAUUUCUACAACAAAUUCAGAAACAGCAGGCAAGCUGUAGAGUCUGACCUAGGAAGCAAAGAAGAGGAGGACGAAGGCAUACAGGAAGAAAGAAGGAAAGCUCACACACUGCUACUCACGUCCCAGCACACCCCUCUGGUCCUCAGUGAAGUUACAAAGAUUUAUUUUAAGUGCCCUGUUGUUGAGGCUGUGAGAAAUAUCUCCCUUGUAGUCAGGAAGUCGGAGUGCUUUGGAUUGCUUGGAUUAAAUGGAGCUGGAAAAACUACUACCUUUAAAAUGCUGACCGGAAUCGAGACUAUCACCUCUGGAGUCGCGUUGAUCGAUGGCCAGAGUGUCACCAAAAAUCCAAGAAAGAUUAGGUCAAGAAUUGGUUACUGUCCUCAAUCCGAAUCUGUGCUGAACCACAUGACAGGCCGGGAACUGCUGAUCAUGUACUCUAGGCUGUGGGGGGUUCCAGAGCAAGACAUUAAAGAGUAUGUGGAAACCUUUCUUCAUUCAGUACACCUGGAACCCAUUGCUGACCAGCUUAUCUGCACAUACAGUGGUGGAAGCAAACGUAGGCUGAGCACUGCUAUCGCCCUAAUGGGAAAGUCUUCAGUUGCCUUCCUGGAUGAGCCAUCUACUGGCAUGGACCCAGUAGCUCAGCAUCUGCUGUGGGACACAGUUACAUGGAUCUGUAAGACUGGUAAAGCUGUCAUCAUAACUUCUCACAGAAUGGAAGAAUGUGAGGCACUCUGUACGAGGCUGGCCAUCAUGGUAAAUGGGAGGUUUACAUGCCUAGGCAGCCCCCAGCACGUCAGAAAGCGGUUUGGUCAUGUGUACACUCUAACAGUAAAGAUCAAUAUUGCUAAGAAUGAAGAUAAAGUAGAAGAAUUCAAAAAAUUUAUUGAAGCAACUUUCCCAGGUAACAUCAAAAACCAGGAGUUUCAAGGGAUUAUUGGCUACUAUAUUCCAAGCAAGGAAAUCUGCUGGGGAAGGGUAUUUGGAAUUAUGGAGGAAGCUAAAGAGCUAUUCAAUCUAGAAGACUAUUCUUUCAAACAAGUGACGCUGGAGCAAAUCUUUCUGACCUUUGCUAAUGCCGACAGGAGGAGAGCUUCUGAGGAAAUAAACAUGCUAUAAGAUUGCAGUCCACCCAGUGCCCCUCUGUUCUCAGACUGCUGUCCCCAACUGAAUACACAGGAGUCUUUCACAAGACUUUACACACAUACAGAUGAGCACCCAGGGGAAGGUAGUCUGCAGGCUUU